Molecule: messenger RNA, 10092 nt
Organism: Bursaphelenchus xylophilus (pine wood nematode)
Lineage: Eukaryota; Metazoa; Nematoda; Chromadorea; Rhabditida; Aphelenchoididae
Source: the annotation of a GenBank genome assembly
AUGUUCCAACAAGAAAGUUUUGAGACGGAUUCGACGGAGGUUGGCACACCCCGCAACUUCAAGGAUAAUGUGACGUUCACAAACAAUCUGUCCAAUUCCAGUUGUGUUUCAAUGGAUCUAGAGCCGUCUUGUUCGGUGGAGUCGGAGAAGAAACGGUAAAUUCGCGAUUUUGAUGACUUUAUCAGGUUUUGUCGGGAAAAUAAUGUGGAUUUGUCGCAAAAAAUUCUCACAGUCGCGGAUCAAGUUUCCAGCUUUCCGUCGGAAGGCAAUGAUAUUUCAAGGCGCGACAAAUCCACAUUAUUUUCCCGACAGACUAGUACCUCGCGACUUUCAGGACUUUUUGUCCCGAAAAUAUAAUAGUUUGGUAAAAAUCCAUACUUUUUUAAUUGUCAUUUUGUAGACUAUCAAUAUCCGAAGAAGCCAAGAAGAUCAAAGAAAAAGCCAACAGACUGAUCGUCCGAAUCCCGGCCGAACAGCUCCGAAAGAUCGCGAACACGACGGGCGUGAACUCGAUACGAACAGAAACACAACAUUUCGUUGGUGGUUUAUUUUAAAACAACUUUCUGAUAGCUUAUUUUGAAAUUUAUUUCGGGCAAUUUGAGGUAUCUUUUAGCUCCAAUUUUACCGCCAUAUACGAUAUAUCAUUCUGUCGGGAAAAUAAUGAGCACUCUGUCGCAUCGAAAAUCGCAUCGCCGCCGAGAAAACGAGUUGUGUCGCGGUAAAAUCAAUUUUUUUUAUUUCACAAGGGAAGUACCCCAAGUGCGACGCUCAGAUUUUCUUUAAAUUUUGCACACGCGUCGGGUAUAAACUAAAUAUCGAUUCCUGAAAGUUUUAGCUCGCACUUUGCAAGCGCCACCGAGAUAUAGAACUGUUCUUGUCGCCGAGAGAGUGCGCGAAACGCGGAGAGCGGUCAGAGAGAAAAGCGCUUUUUGGCCAUAACUUUGGCAGUUUCGUUCGGAAAAAUUUGAUUUUUUUGUAGAAACAUUAUCCUUUACGGUAGAAAUAGGUAUGAAACUUUUCGUGAGUUCGAUCCAAAAAUCUCGGUUGUUUCUGCAAAGCGCGAGCUAGGAUUCUCGCAUAUGCUUUACGAUUAGAAAAAAUUAUUCUAAAUUUGUGCCAAGUUUCAUCAAAAUCUGAGCGUCGCACUUGGGGUGCUUCCCCAGUCAGCGACAUUGUGCCCAUUAUUUUCCAGACAGACUGAUAUAUCGUAUUUUGGAUACUUUUUGAUACCUUAUUUGUGUAAGUUAAGUUUAAGCCCUUUUCCAACCAUUUUUCAGCUAAAAAUGUUCUAGUAUACUAGUCCGUAGAACCUAUUUUUGUCAUAUAUAGAUUGCUUACUCCGUAUUUUAGGAAUUGCCUCACUUCACGGCCCCAUUCGGAUCUACCGGAGCCAUGGGCAGGGACGGUUUUUCUGGGUGUUCGCAAUGUCCUUUUGCAUCAUCAUGAUGUGCUUACAGAUCUACAAACUCGUCACUUUGGCGUCGCAACAACCUAUUGUCUCACAGGUGAAAGAUUUUUCAUUUUGAAAAUUCAAAAAAAAAUUUUUUUGAAAAUUUUUUUCAGAUCUCUUUUCGCCUUCCCGAAGAAGGCCUACAGUACCCGCUGGUCACAAUCUGCAGCUUUAACUACGUCACUAAACAUUAUUUGAAUGGUAAAUUCAAUUUUAAAUUCAACAAAAAAAUUCGAAAAUUUUCAGCGUUUAUCAAAAAAUACAAUGUCUCCAAUGAACUCACUCGUUUCAUUCUGAUGACCAGUCUGGAGGUGCAGAGUCUACAGAAGAACGAGCAGGCUCAAAUUGCCGCAACUGAAGAGGAAUACCUCCAGUUUGUCAAUCGGACUCCAGAAUUUUCAUUGAACCGGUUUUUUCGCGAUGCGGCGUAAGUUUAGGUCUUGGAGCGGGCAAUACUUGCUCAGAUUUUCAUCAAAUUUUGCUUGAAUUACCAAACUGCUAUGCUUUUUCAAAAAUUCGCGUGGAAUUUCUUGUCGCGGGGCUUUCCGCACCGUGCAUUCACAAAUGGCUCAAAGUGGUCCGCGCACUGUGAAGAUGAGACAAAAUGAUGUGCUUAAGCGUAGCGCUAACUUUUGGGAACAUUUUGAAUCCAAGGUCAAAUUUAAUGAUCUUUGCAGCGACUGUGGAAAACAAGUGUGGCUAGGUCGUGAAAGGAAAUUUGUUUCCUCAAGACACCUUGGUCUGUUGCCAAAGAUCCUAUUUUCAAACAGGAGCACAUUUCGCCUCAUGCAAUGGGAAAAGGUUCAAAAUGCACUGUGGGGAAGAGAAAGACAACACUAAUAGACCUCUAAUCUAAUAGGCAUCAAAUCUCUAAUCUUCCCUUUUUUCCAUAGUCUUUUUCGAUUUCGUUGGGUAUCCCAGCUCCGAUUGUGAAGUGUAAACUAAAAUUUUCUUCUACUAGUCGCGACAUAAAGUCCUGACACAUUUGCACAGUGCAUUUUGUUUUUCUUUCGGACCCGUCGCGGCAAUUCGCCGUUUUUGCACUAGCGACAUGCACUUUCGCGCGAACUUGCCAAUUUUCUCGCGCGGCACCCGCGACAAAAUGUGUCAGGACUUUAUGUCGCGACGAGUAUUCCAAGCUCGUAAAUUUGAAAAAAACCCCAGAGCUUCAAGCCUUCAGCGAUCGCAAAACUUGUUAACCCACAUUAAAACUCCCACAUUUUAGCCCAUCUUGCAACGACACUCUUCGAAUUUGCACCUAUUCCUCCGAGGAAUUCAACUGUUGCGACUAUGCUAAGUCCAUCAUGACCGAUUUGGGGAACUGCUAUCAAAUUGACCUCGAUUAUUACGCCCGUUCCAAGGGGAUCACGCCUCAGCCUGGAGUGGGGAAUGGUCUUCAAGUUUACGCUGAUUUCCACUCCGACGAACAGCCAAACACAACCUACAAUGAUUUCAUGUCGAAUGUCGAGAACGGCUUCAGAUAUUUCAUCCAUUCAAGAGAUGCGGUGCCCUAUAUCAACAGCGAAGGAACGAGUGUUUCACCGGGACGGAAGGCUUUCUCAUCGGUGAGCCCGAAUCAUGUAAGUCGUUGAAUUUGAGGCAGAAAUACCUGUUUGCGAAUUGUAAGGGAGAUGUUUUGUGCGGUAAAUCUUGGCUAUACCUUACAGGGGAAGUACUCCAAGUGUGAUGCUCAGAUUUUGAUGAAACUUGGCACAAAUUUAGAAUAAUCUUUUCUAAGAUAUAUGCGAGAAUCCUAGCUCGUGCUUUGCAGAAACAACCGAGAUUUUUAGAUCGAAAGUCGGCCAAAAUCUAGGACUUUUUGCCGAAUUUCGGCACGAAAAGUUCCAUGCCUAUUUCUACCGUACAGGAUAAUGUUUCUACAAAAAAUCAAAUUUUUCCGCACGAAACUGCCAAAGUUAUGGCCAAAAAGCGUUUUCCUCUCUGACCGCUCCCCACGUUUAGCGUACUCUCUCGGCGGCAAAAAUCGUUUGAUAUCUCCGCGGCGCCCGCAAACAAUUUCACGAAAACCAAGGCAAAAACCGAAAAUUACAUCCGGAAAAGAGUUUCAUACAACGGUACAGUGUAAAGGUACAGCCCUCCAGAAUCACGGUAGAAAUAGUCAACCCUACAAAAAAAUAAAAAAACAGAGCAAAAAAUUGGUUCAAAAGCCGGAUGCCGUCUAGUAUAUACAGUAGCUGCCAAAAAACUGUCAAUUUUUUUGUUUUUUGUGUAACUCUGCUCAACGUGGAUGGAUUUAAGUGAAACAAGUACCAUCCUGUAGAGAAUUAUUGCUAUUAUCUAAUGGCGUAACAAUUGGGACGAUUUUACACCUUAGUGUGUAACAAUUGUCGAUGUAAAAUUUUUGGAAAGACAAAAAACUGUCAAUUUUUCCAAAAAAUUUUUACCGCUUGCAUACGCCGCAGCGAGUCAUGGGCUUAUAUAUUCCGAUUAUUAAAUAAAGUCCCACUGCACAUUACUGACCAUCAAAGGGAGCCAAGAAAAUUACUUUUAUACUCCUUUUGGUGGUCCCAAGUUCGAUAUCCCAAAACAUAACGUUUAAUGAAAAAUCGGUUUUUUGUUGGACUUAGCAGUAAGAGAAUGCCUUGCAGUAGAAGCUAGGCAACCUAAAAUUAUAACAAAACAAUGAUUGGGAACCGAAAUGUAAGUAUACGGACUCCACUUGAUAUUCAAGUUUCUCUGGCAAUCGAGUUUCUGUAGAAAUUUAGUUUUGUGGCCUCUGCCUUUGGCUCAGCUUGCUAGUGUCUUAUCAAGACGUGAUCACAGAUCUCCUAGAAGCAUUUUAUGGACAUUUGUAGGACGGCAAAACAGGUCACAUAAGAAUUACGGACGGUUAUGUGGUCGUUAGCAAAAAAAUUUUUUUGUGGAAAUUUGCAAGAAGGUUUACGACUUUAGCAAGACCUCAGAUAGAGUGAAAUUGUGUUAGAAAUAACAGGAAUAGCUGUAAAUCUAUGACACAAAAAUUUUUUCGUCCCUACACUGGGUUAUUUCUAUGGCAUGGAGAGUGCAAAUCAAGACACCAAUUCUUCUUCAAAAAUUCCAUUUUGGAGCCUAGUUAUUUUGCGCGUGAAGUUCGGGCCGGUGGCGGUAGUGGUUCUAAACUGUUUGUUAAUCACUUGAGUGCCUUCUAUGGCCUUGGAACUACCAUUAGAGGUAUCUACGAAAGCACCCAGGCUAAAGUUCCUAGGUACAUCUACUGCCGGAGAAACUUGAAUAUCAAGUGGACUCCGCAGACUUACAUUUUGGGUCAUAAUCAUUGUCUUACCAUAAUUGCAGGUUGUCUAGCUUCUACUGCAAGGCAUUCACUUACUGCUAAGUCCAACAAAAAAACCGAUUUUUCAUUAAACGUUAUGUUUUGGGAUAUCGAACUUGGGACCACCAAAAGGAGUAUAAAAGUAAUUUUCUUGGCUCCCUUUGAUGGUCAGUAAUGUGCAGUGGGACUUUAUUUAAUAAUCGGAAUAUAUAAGCCCAUGACUCGCUGCGGCGUAUGCAAGCGGUAAAAAUUUUUUGGAAAAAUUGACAGUUUUUUGUCUUUCCAAAAAUUUUACAUCGACAAUUGUUACACACUAAGGUGUAAAAUCGUCCCAAUUGUUACGCCAUUAGAUAAUAGCAAUAAUUCUCUACAGGAUGGUACUUGUUUCAUUUAAAUCCAUCCACGUUGAGCAGAGUUACACAAAAAACAAAAAAAUUGACAGUUUUUUGGCAGCUACUGUAUAUAUAUACAACAACAUAAUGAAGAAAUGCCGGUCAGAAUGAGGACCAAAUUCUUUCACGUUUCAUGCAAAUACUUGCCAAAAAUCCAUGAAAAAAUGAUGAUAAUGAUUUUCGAUGAAAUCAUGUUAAUUUUGGCAUUCUGUUGUUUUCGCGGCGGGACUCAAAUGUCACCCGGAUGGGAUAAGAAAGGCCUAAAAUACGGCGAAAAAAGAUGUUUACAAGAACAUUGAGGCUUUAUUUUUACAAAAAAAAAUCAAAAACACUUGUUUUGACAUGUUUUCAUCAAAAAUGUAUUAAAAAUUGUUUUAGUCAUCAAAUCUAGUAUAAUAUCGCGAUUUUUGCCGUUUUUUCGGAAAAAUUAAAGUGGAAGUUGUAGCCCAAUGUUUUCAUAAUCAAUUAACAGCCCUUAUAAACUGAAUUCAGUCUAGGAUUUUAUCGGAAAUCACGUAAAAAUUCGCUAAAAUUUCUCUUUUUUCAGUACAUCCUUCACCCCUCCGGGAAUCGAUGCUCUCAAGAUUGGGUCGAAGAGGAAAGAGACGAUAUCUUGACCACCCACAACUACUCCAGCUCCCUUUGCCAGGCCCAUUGUUUUGCCACGCAUUUGUUCGGUAAAUGCAAGUGCGUUCCGUUUUUGUAUUCGCUGAAUGGAAGUAAGUCAUCGCUAAAAAUGUGGCUUUUUUGCUUUUUCAUUUUUCAAUUUUCAGUGUAAGAUUUUUUCAGCAUACAACACCUGCUCCGUUGCUGAGAAUUACAAUUGUUUGAAGACCAUUUUUGAUGUUGACCCAUCUUCCGAUUGUAAGUUUUUUUUUCGUUUUUUGGAGGGGUAGUCCAAAUUUGGGUUUUUGAUUUUUCUGAAAAUUUGUUGUAAAUUUAGUUUAUACGUUUUUAAGGUAUAAUUGAAAGUUUCAGCUUGCGAUUUGCCCUAAAAAUCGAGAUUUUUUGUUUUUUUUUGAUCGGAACUUGAAAAAAAUUUUUUCAAAAAUUGCGAUUUUGGACUUCGAAAAAAUCAGUGUUUGUUACAUUUGGGGAGUAAAAUAUUUCCCCAAAAAAUCAAAUUUUUCCGAAUGAAAUUGGAGAAAAUAUAGCCGAAAAGCAUUUUUCUCUAGACUCUCCUUAUUUUCCGUGCUCUCUCGAAAAAACAUUUCGUAAUAUAAUAUCUCGGCUGUAAGUGCAACGAAAAAGCUAAAACUUUCAUAAAUAAUUAUGUGGCCAAAAUAAAGUUCGAAUGCCAGAUAAAAGAAUUAAAAGCUCCAUUUUUAAUGGUACUAUCAGUUUUUAAAAUUUCCGAAAAACUAAAAAUUUCAAAAUUUCAGCCGAGGACAUUCUAAAAAAGAUCGCGCCUGACUGCUCUCGAUGUCGAAUGGAGUGUGAUCGUUGGGAUUAUCAAGUGUACACCUCGUACAGCGAUGGGUUUUCGAGGGCGGUGGCGGCGUAUUUGAAGAAGCAUGAGAAGAUUCGGGAUACAAAGUUGAAGUAAGGGCUAGCAAUUUACAAAUAUGUGUUAGAGAAAUCUUUUCUAACAGGGGAAGUACUCCAAGUGCGGCGCUCAAAUUUUGAUGAAACUUGGCACAAAUUUAGAACAAAUUUUUCUAAGAUAUAUGCGAGAAUCCUAGCUCGCGCUUUGCAGAAACAACCGAGAUUUUUAGAUCGAAAGUCGGCGAAAAUUUUGGACUUUUUGCCGAAUUUCGGCACGAAAAGUUUCAUGCCUAUUUCUACCGUAAAGGAUAAUGUUUCUACAAAAAAUCAAAUUUUUCCGCACGAAACUGCCAAAGUUAUAGCCAAAAAGCGUUUUUCUCUCUGACCUCUCUCCACGUUUAGCGUGCUCUCUCGGCGGCAUAAAUCGUCCGAUAUCUCGGCGGCGCCUGCAAAGCGCGAGCUAAAACUUUCAGGAAUUGAUAUUUAGUCUAUUCCCGACGUGUGUGCAAAAUUUAAAGAAAAUCUGAGCGUCGCACUUGGGGUACUUCUCCUGUAAAUUUGGGCUAAAUUUAAAUUAAAUUUGGAAAAAAAUUGGGUAUUAUUAUUUUUUUGAUUUUUUUUUUGAAUUUCUGGGGCCUGUCCCACUAACAAAGCGUAGCGCGAAUCACGAAUUGGAAGCGCGAAAAAUCAUGCAAAAGCGAGAGAGGUGAGAGAAAAAGCGGGCUCUCUCGGAAAUCCGCGCUACGGUUUUUUUGUGCUAACGAAAUACCGAAAUUUUUUUACUUUUUUUGCCGUAACUCCUUCCAGUGAUGUCGGAUUUACAUGAUUUUAAAAACUGUGAACAGAGGAGAUCCACAGCUUCUAGAAAAUGUAAAUUUUGUUUGUUUUAACGCCGAUUAAGGCUCCCCGCCAAGACGAAUUACAAUUUUCUCAUGGAAAAUCAUGAUUCGAAGUCAUAUUUUCAAAAAAAACUUACCCUUAGCUAUUUAUCGUAACUCCCAAAGCUUAUAUGUGAAUUUAUCAACCCGAGCUGCCCCUCCCAAGCCCAAUUUUUGGUCUCCCCUUGCCAUAUGACAGCAACUUUUUUGUUAUAAAACGAAUGAUGAUAAGGGUUGACUAAAACUGGGUGUAAGAGGGGUAGUUUGGCUUGAAUAGUUUGUUUCAACGUCUCUGAGGGAUGAGUGGAGAAUUUAUCCAUAAUUUUUUUUUGAAACAAACAUUUUUGUCACCUAGCAAAUUAUGACAAGAGGAGACCAAACAUUGGGCUUGGGAGGGGCAAGGGGCAACUCGGGUUGAUAAAUUUGCAUAUGAGCUGUGGAAGUUGCGAUAAAUAGCUAAGGAUAAGUUUUUUUGAAAAUAUGACUUCGAAUCAUGAUUUUCCAUGAGGAAAUUGUAAUUCGUCAUGGCGGGGAGCCUUAAUCCGCGUUAAAGCAAACAAAAUUUUCAUUUUCUAGAAGCUGUAGGUCUCCUCUGUUCGUGGUUUUUAAAAUCAUGUAAAUUGGACGUCAUUGAAAGGAGUUAUGGCCAAAAAAGUGAAACAUUUGUCGGUAUUUAGCACAAAAAACCGUAGCGCGGAUUUCCGAGAGAGCCCGCUUUUUCUCUCACCUCUCUCGCUUUUGCAUGAUUUUUCGCGCUUCCAAUUCGUGAUUCGCGCUACGCUUUGUUAGUGGGACAAGCCCCUGAUUUUUUAAAAUUUCCCAAAAACUUCAAUUUUUUAAAAAUUCCCGAAAAAUUCCAUUUUUCAGGAAAGAUUUCGUUGGGAUUGCCGUAUUCUUCCGUGAGAUCUCCUUCACCGAAUACGAGCAAGUCGAGCGCACCUCCCUCAGCGAAAUCCUCUCCGACAUUGGCGGAAAUAUGGGUCUGUUUUUGGGGAUGAGUGUGCUGAGUGUGAUCGAGAUCAUCAUUUAUUUGGUCAAGGUUUCGUGGCUUUUUGUCAGCUCGAAACGACGGGCUCAUAUGGCCACAAAAGGAGAGAAACAGCUGCAGCGACAGAAGCGAAUUGAAGAGACGUUGGAUGAGAUCGCGAAUUCGGAGGACCAAGAGACGAGGAGUACGGUGGCGGCGAGGCUGAAGAGAUUGGCGGGGAGCAUUAAGAGGAAGACGGCGGCGGUCUGGCAUCCGUACGGGCUGGAGAGUGAGAAGGUAGGGAGGGGAAAAUCUUUUCUGUUUUACGGGGGAAGUACUCCAAGUGCGACGCUCAGAUUUGGAUGAAACUUGGCACAAAUUUAGAAUAAUUUUUUCUAAAAUAUAUGCGAGAAUCCUAGGUCGCGCUUUGCUGAAACAACCGAGAUUUUUAGAUCGAAAGUCGGCCAAAAUUUAGGACUUUUUGCCGAAUUUUGGCACGAAAAGUUUCAUACCUAUUUCUACCGUAAAGGAUAAUGUUUCUACAAAAAAUCAAACUUUUCCGCACGAAACUGCCCAAGUUAUGGCCAAAAAGCGUUUUUCUCUCUGAUCGCUCUCCACAUUUAGCGUGCUCUUUCGGCGGCAAAAAUCGUUCAAUAUCUCGGUGGCGCCCGCAAAGCGCGAGCUAAAACUUUCAGGAAUUGAUAUUUAGCCCAUUCCUGACGUGUGUGCAAAAUUUAAAGAAAAUCUGAGCGUCGCACUUGGGGUACUUCCCCUGUUAUUCAAUUAUUUUUUUAAGAAAAGUACUUCUAUGGGGUAUGAAGUUAAAGAUGACAUACCUCAAAAAUUGCAAAAUUUUUCUGAUUCAGAAUAUGCAAAAAUUAGCUGACCCAUAUUGGUUUGUAAGGGUGAAAAAAUCAUCAGAACUUUUAUCGCAACACCACGCAAAUGCCGCCUCUUUUUUACAUUGGAACGACUAAUUAUGGUGUAGCAUUUUAAUAUAAUAAUUGAUAUCAAAUUUGCUAUUUCAAGGCUUGUCAAGAUGCCAGGGUUUACCUUACCUCAAAAACAAGCUUCUGAUUUGGUAAAAACUUGUUCAAAAAAGGGGCAUUUGUGUGGUGUUCCCAGAAAAUUUCUUGUGAGGAUUUUUUCACCCUUACAAAACAAAAUUGGCAGCAAAUUUUUACAUAUUCCUGAUCAGAAAAAUUUUGCGAUUUUUUGACAUAUGUCUCGACCUGCAACUCCAUAUCCCAUAGAGGUACUCUCCCUGUAAAAUAGAAAUUUUCAAUUUUCAGGAAGUCGGUCCAGACGACGAUCCCAAGCUCAGCACGGUCACUCAAUCCCCAUCCAGCUACUAUUUGGACAACAUUGUCGCCGAGCGCACGAUGGGAAUGGGAAAAGCGAUCCGACCCAACGAAAUCGUCGAGCUGGAACUGGACUUGGGCAGUGAUUCGGACUCGGUGAAGAACUUGGACAAGCGGAAAAAGAGCAAAAUCGGGCGAAGUCAUACGGCGCGCCCGAAAAUCUCGACAAUUUUUGCGGCCAGAACAAUAAUCGGCGAGGAUAAUGCGGCUUUCGAGGAGGAACAACGUCCUGGAAUCGUGCGACAGCGGUCGCAGAGCUACAUUUAUCCGGAGAGAGAGAAAAAAUAA